AUGAGUGAUUCGUUAAAAAUUAAAAGGGAACCAGUUGAUACUAUUUCAUCCGCUGAACUAUCAAACAGUACUCCGAGUGACCAGAGGGUGACUUUGGAAAAAGUGGUAAAAUGUGCCGACGAUAAGAGGAAAUAUGAACUCUUAGCAUUAUUUGCCGUUGAAUUACUCAAGUCAGAAUUUGUCGAAAUUGAUGAAUUUUUUUCAUCAUUAACCCUGCUAAAGUUGUUGAUUCCACCCCAAAAUUUACUUAACGCAAAUAACAACGUUUUGGAAAAAAUAUCUGAAAUUCUGUUACAAUACGUUAAGAUAUUGAGACUCAGUAACGAAUUCGACGAGGUUUGGGGUGGAAUUAAGGACUGUAACAAGCUGUUCCAAGUGUACAAGUUGAUACAUGAAGAAGGAUGCAAGUAUCUUUUACCGAAUGUCAAAGCUGGAGAGUUUUUCAACAAGUUUCUCUGCCAACUCAUUUCCUCGUGUUCCUCAGUUUCGUUUUUCGAGUCGGUUGUUUUGCUGUACAAGGGGACAAUUGAGGAAAUAUUCUCAAAGAGUAAGGGGACUAAUGUUAGUACGGAUGAUGUAAGAGUGAUAAUAUCGAUAAUGAAGACGCUGUUAACCAUCACAAAAGCCUUUGGAUCACCGCCUGCACCUAGAGAGUUAUUAUGUUCAGUUUCAGUAAUUGUGCUUAAGAAUACUAAGGCACAUUUGUGCACUUUGUAUAGUUAUAAUUUACUGGCAUACCUUAUCAAAGACGUUACUGAUAAAUUAGUACUAGACAAACUAUUAAAUGGACUCACCUCGGUUCAAAUUGACCAAGUUACAUCGCUCGUUAAGGAAUGUAAUUCACUAUCCAAUACCUCUACAUGGAAAUUCAAACAUCAGUUCAAUACUGAUAAUACUAAUACUACCACUGGUGGGAAUAAUAAUAAUGGAGAUGUGGUGGGAUCGGUAAAAAGAGCAAUUAGUAGAAAUGAUAAGAGUGAGGUCAGUAAUAAGAGGAGAAAGACACAACAAGAGUUGCCAGCGAAUUGGUAUAAAGAGUUAAUGAGUAAGUUUGAGACGAAUAGAGGUGAGGGAAAGAAUACGGUGGUGGAUAAAAAUGCAUGGAAGUGGAAAAAUGACGCCCUGACAAACACAAUAAAGAUGGUGGAAGGUGUGGAAAGCGUGGAUUUACAGCCAGUUGAGCCACAGUUCAUAACUUUGUUUGAAGGGCUGUUCAAGUAUGAGUCUGCGAUCCCAGUGGUAAUUAACUCUUUAAACCUGUAUAGAGUGUUGUUGAAUAAAGGCAACUGCGACCUUUUAAGCGGAGGAAAGCCGCAAUUGCUGGCGGAUUUGCUUUUUGAAAAGCUCAAGGAAAGUAACCGGAAAGUGAGAGAAGCAUGUGUUAUGGCUUUGGUAGAGUCUGUUAAAAGGUGUAGAAUAACAGUACUGUCAGAAUCGGUUAAAAAAACAACAUUAAACGUCUCACCAACCUGUAGAGAAAACUUAUACAACUUUCUUAACUGUAAAUUGGUCUGCGUUUUGGACCAGGAGUUUAUUCAGAGGUUACAUCAACUAUUAAAUAGUGUCUCAGAAUAUAUUAAAAGCUUAGAAAAUGAUAAGGUGCCAAAAGUUAGAAUGGCACAUAACGCACUAAUUGCAGUUUUAGAUGAUUUUAACCUUAUUUACAAUAAUAUUUCAUCCACGUCAAAUAGUAGCAUGAUGACUGAAGUUACUAAACCAACCGAGGCUACUCCAUCUGAGACCAUCCCUAAGGCGACUCCUGUAGCCCCAGUCACAGCUGAAGUCACAUCGGUUACUAAACCGACUGAAACUAAACCAAUUGAAGAAGCUGAUAAGAGUAAUUUGGAUUGUACAACAACUGCAGAGUCCUCUGCCAUGUCAGAAGAGUUUACCACCUCAGGAGUCCCAGAAAAUGUACCCGAAAUCGAGCUUUUAGAUAGUGUGUUGAUGAGUCUGCUGGAUAAUUUGACCCAUAUAGUUGAUGGUAGUAUACUUGAAACUUUUAAGAAAUUUGAUAGCGAAGGUAGUAACUUAGUACUGGAGGAUGGACUAAGGAAAUUGAGUGUCUGGGUGAAAGGAAACGAAAAAUUACUCAAAUCAGUAGAUUAUUACGUUGUUAAGUUGAUUAGUUAUCUGUAUAGCAAGUUCACAAAUGUAGAUCUUUUACACGAAUUUUUCAACCAAUUAUUGAAUUACCAUUUAACUGACGAGGCGUUUAAUGAGGUGGUUGAAGUUAUUAGAGUUCACAACUCCUUAAAACUAUUAAAUAUAGUGCUGGAGAAUGAUAAUGCCAAUACCAACAAGCUGUUAAACCCAUUAAAUGCAUUUUAUUAUAAAGAUUCCACAUGUCUAACGCAUUUUCUCUCCAUCCUAAGGCAAUACUUUAUACAGAGCUACGCCAAGUUACCCUCAAGUGUCUUGAUUAAAAUGGUUAACUUCGUGGUAUAUAACGUCAAGUCGAAGAUAUACCCCGUCAGUCGGAUGUCACUGGAGUUAUUGAGUACUGUGAGUGAGAAGAGUGAAGUCGUUUGUUAUUUGGACGAACACCUGAGGAACACGGUGCUGUAUUUGAAGCCCUCAGAUAAGGUCAAAAAAGCAUGUAAAGAAAGUGAAGCUAGAGUUGAAAAAUACGUCUCCAAAGACCUAUUCAACUGCAUGUUCAAAGAUAAAUCUAACAUCAAAAGGUCAUGUGAAUAUUGGAAACGCUUUUUAUCGAAAGGAGAUGAAAAAUCUGAUAACAUGCUAUUAGGAAAAGCCCGCAAAGACUUAACUUCUUGGCUAACAUACACGAUGUACGAAAUGAAGUGUGAGAAGGUUGUUUUGGAGAUAUUUGAUAUAAUGGCAGAUUACCUUACAUUGAAGUGCGAUUUUGACGAGGAGGAGAGUUUGCUGUUGUUGCACUCCUUUGCAAGUUACAGUUUCUUUGGCAAAUACCAACUAAAGGCCAUAUCCGUCUUCAGUAAGCUGAUUAAGCUAUUCAGGAAUUCAUUUGACUCAUUGGACUUUUUAUUUGAAGCAGUAGAAAGGUGUAAAGAAAAGUGGCAACAGCUGAUGAGUGAGGCUUUGGUCAGAUUAGUUCGCAACUCCACACCCACCGAAGCAAUGGUACAAUUUGUUAAGACCAAACUGGACUCCUGUUCCUCUCUAGAAAAUUCUCACAAAAAACUCAUUUAUCAGUGGAUUAAUAAUUUCACAAGCCCAAUUCUUAAUACAGUUAAUACAGUUGAGAAUGUUGUUAAAACAGUUAAUAUGGUUGAUGAGGUUGAUGAGGUUGAUGAGGUUGAUAAGGUUGAUAAAGUUGAUCAAGUGGAUGUUAUGCCAAUGGAUGUUGACCCUAGUAAUCUCAACCACAGUAAUGUUAACUUAGUUGACACUGUUGACACACUUGAUAAAGUUACACAGGAUACUAAUAUUAGACAGAAUACAGUUGAUAAAGUUGAAUCCGUGGAUAAUGUGGAAAUGAAUAGAAUUGAAACCGUGUGUGAAGAAUAUGAACAAGUUGUUGAGCCAGUAAGCACAACAGGCUCAGCAUCAGAAGUCCAAUUUCCAAUUCAGUAUAAUAAUAAUUUCGUCAAUGUCUCGAUACAAACUGAUGAACCAGAGCUUGAACCAAUUCCAGUAGAUACUAAUACUAGUGUAUUAGAUAAAGUUGGUGUGGAACAGGCUUAUGAAAAGACAAAAUUUUGUAAUUUGGACAAAAACGACAGUAACGACAAGCAUUUCUUUACAAACAACAGUGCAGAAUUUGAUAAUACUGUUGAUACUAUGGAUAAGACUGUAGAAAUCGAGGAUUCUGGUGACACAAGUAAAGGAUUAUCAAAUAAAGAUAAUGAUGUUGAGGUUAAUAGUAACUCUGUAGCAAAUUACACUGUGCCUAAUAACACUGUGGAAGAAGCGGGAAACGAGAAAAUGAGUGAUCAAGUGAUACUUGAUGAGGAUGUUACAAAUGAUGUUGAGUCUUGCAAAUCACUUUCUAAGCAAAUUAUUUCCUCAAAUUCACCGCACCCAAAUGCCCUCAGAACUAAUUCAAAUGUCCUGAAUACUGUUUCACUUGACAGUUGUCAUAUUCAGAGUGUUGAUAAUGCUGAUGAAGAUUUGGAGAAUAAUGACACAACCAAUCUAGAAAGCGUUACUGCUGAUUUAGAUGAUGUUGAUGAGUUUUAUGAAGAAAAUGAAGUUACCACAAUUAGUUGUACAAGUAGAUAUAAUCAGUCAAGUUCACCAAAUAAUGCCAACAAUGACUCAAUUAGCAAAGCUGUUGGAGUUAAAGCUAGUAAUAGAGUUGAAAGUGAUGUGGACAACGCGGAAGCCUCGGGAUCAGACGAGAGUUAUCCGAGCGUGGUGGUGGAGUAUGAUAGUGAUUCGGAGCUGGCGUGUGGAGACGAGUUUAGCCUGAGUCUGGUGGAGUUGGUCCUAUCGCAAUGUUCAAAGGUGAAUAAGAUUUGUCUAGUAUCAAGCUACAAGGACUAUAAGAGCCUGUCAAACACACUGUGCCAGGAAGACGUUUCAAAGGUGUGUCUGGAUAGCUGCUCUGAGAUUUUAAAAUACAAAAACGUGCUAAAGUAUCUCUCAGUACCACUCGUAGAAAUGACCCAUAACGCAAUACUACUAAUGACUAAACGUAUUCUCGAUUCUACUCUGGCACGAGAUAACAAUUAUGAUACUUUUAUAGAACCAUUAAUAUUAGCCAUUGAGGUGAUCACCCAGUUAAUACUAGUGUUUAAGAGUGUAACGACUGAGUUGAAUGAGAAUUUUAUACUACAAUUUUGCAAUGUUGUGACUAACUUAUUAUCACUACCAAAACAACUUUUUAAAAACGAAAGGUUAUAUUGUAUAACAAGUUCAUUAGUAUCGGAAAAUGGAUUAAAACAGUCAAAUUAUAUUAUAAGUAAAAUGCUAAUGGUAAUGGUCGAACUGAGUAUGGAAUCAUUAAAAGGAGAAGUCGAUAGAUUAUUAAUGGCAAAAUUAAGAUUCACGAAGAUCCUUCAAAUGCAAUUACUCAUCAAUACGUCACAAAAUAACUCCAAUAACAUAAUCAAUACUGAAAAUACUUGCAAUUUGGUCAAUGCAGUGGAUAACAAUAUCAUUAAUAGUAGUAAUGAAGUGAAUGGAAUGAGUGAAGUGGAGAAUGAAGGAAUGAAUGAGUUGAAAAGUGUCCAUUUAGACUUCAUUGAAAAACUGGAAAAAUUCGCGAAUAAAAGUAGCGCACAUAAUGUGGAAAAGGUUAUACAAACCUCAAAUUACAUUAUCAGUACAAUCUAA
Molecule: messenger RNA, 5262 nt
Organism: Theileria annulata
Lineage: Eukaryota; Apicomplexa; Aconoidasida; Piroplasmida; Theileriidae
Exons: 6
Coding region: 1-5262 (1753 amino acids)
Source: RefSeq, a predicted model, not a curated record